UGGCCGCGCUGUGGCUCUACUGUAUCGGCCUCGGCGUCGCCCUGCGCCAGCUGCUCCGCCCGCGCCGCGCCGCCGCGCCAGGAGGGAAGUUUGAGGUUUCCAGGAAACAAAAAUCUGGGAAUCUUCUCAUUCCUGAUAUCAACACGCUAGAUACCUUAGCGAACUCGCAGAAGCAGUUUCCAUUGUGUUACCUUUUCUUGUCAAGCGCUCUUUGCCACUUUGGAAAGUCCGAGACCAAAAUGUACUCAUUAAUGAGUGAAGGAUCAAAAAGUGGGACGGUGGCCAAGAAGCAAUGGAGAAUAAAAGCUUAGAAGGUUCCCCAUCAGACCUAAAGUUAGUGGCUCACCCACGUGCAAAGAGUAAAGUAUGGAAGUACUUUGGGUUUGAUACCAAUGCAGAAGGAUGCAUAUUACAGUGGAAGAAGAUCUACUGCCGCAUUUGCAUGGCACAGAUUGCCUAUUCAGGAAACACAUCCAACCUUUCAUACCACCUUGAGAAAAAUCACCCAGAUGAGUUCUGCGAAUUUGUGAAAAGUAACACUGAACAAAUGAGGGAAGCCUUUGCUACUGCAUUUUCAAAACUGAAGCCAGAAUCAUCACAGCAGGUUGUUCAAGAUACUUUAAUUAUGAAGACCAACCACAACUAUGAAAACAAAAAGCAUCAAGAGCUGACUUCUGCUGUGAUUAGCUUAAUUUGUGAGGGCAUGUAUCCUGCCUCUAUUGUUGAUGAACCCACAUUCAAAGCCCUCUUGAGAACAGCUGAUCCCAGAUACGAACUUCCUAGCAGGAAAUAUUUCUGUACAAAAGCAAUUCCUGAAAAAUAUAAUGCUAUUAGAGAAAUUGUGUUAAAAGAACUCACUGAAGUUUUGUGGUGUGGCAUAUCCACUGACAUGUGGAGGAGUGAAAACCAGAAUAGAUCUUACGUAACUGUUGCAGUUCAUUUUCUCAGCAGUAGCCCUUCUAACAGCCUGGCUGUUAACUCGCGGUGUUUAAAAACAUUUGAAGUGCCAGAAGAAAAUACUGCAGAGACUAUUACCCGUGUCCUUUAUGAAACCUUCAUUGAAUGGGGGAUCAAUACAAAAGUUUUUGGUGCUACAACAGAUUAUGGUAAAGACAUUGUAAAAGCCUGCUCCCUCCUAGAUAUUCCAGUACAAAUGCCUUGUUUGGGGUACACUUUUAAUGCAGGAAUACAACAAGCUUUUCAGCUUCCAAAACUCUGUGGCCUUCUUGCCAGGUGUCGUAAACUGGUGGAAUAUUUCCAGCAGUCCACUGUAGCAAUGUAUAUGUUAAGUGAGAAGCAAAAGCAGCAAAAUGCUCUUCACUGCAUGCUUGUAAGUGAUCGUGUUUCGUGGUGGGGAAGCACCCUUGCCAUGCUGCAACGUCUUAAGGAACAACAGUUUGUAAUUGCAGCUGUUCUUGUGGAGGACAGCAAUAACCACCAUCUGAUGUUGGAAGCAAGUGAGUGGAAUACAAUUGAAGGCCUGGUGGAACUAUUACAGCCAUUCAAGCAGGUUGCUGAGAUGAUGUCUGCAUCAAAAUAUCCAACAAUAAGUAUGGUGAAACCCCUCCUCCACAUGCUUCUGAAUACCACAUUGAACAUCAAAGAAACUGAUCUGAAAGAAAUCAGUAUGGCCAAGGAAGUCAUAGCCAAAGAAUUAUCAACAACUUAUCAGCACACACCUGAAAUAGACAUGUUUCUCAAUGUUGCAACUUUCCUGGAUCCUCGUUACAAAAAACUACCUUUCCUUUCAGCAUUUGAGCGGCAGCAAGUUGAAAAUAGAGUGGUAGAGGAAGCAAAAAGUCUUCUGGAAAAAGUAAAAGAAAACACAUUUAGACCUGAAGAGAAGUUCUUCACUGUGUCAGAAGAGCCACCAGUGAAGAAAGUAAUCAUCUCUUCUACCCCACCCCCCACCAGUGCAAUCAAUAACAUGCUUGCUGAAAUCUUUUGCCAGACAGGAGGUGUGGAAGACCAAGAGGAAUGGCACGCUCAGAUUGUUGAGGAAUUGAGCAACUUUAAGUCACAAAAGGUCCUUGGUUUAAAUGAAGACCCACUUAAGUGGUGGUCUGACAGACUAGCAUUAUUUCCUGUUUUACCAAAGGUACUUCAGAAAUAUUGGUGUAUUUUGGCCACAAGGGUCUUCCCCGAACGCCUCUUUGGUUCCUCUGCUAAUGUUGUAAGUGCUAAGAGGAACCGUUUAGCCCCAGCUCAUGUUGAUGAACAGAUCUUUUUGUAUGAGAACACUCGUAAUGGGUCUGAAGCAGAACCUGAAGAUGAAGAUGAAGGGGAGUGGGGCUUGGAACAGGAACAAAUUUUUAAUUUAAAUGACUCAGUAAAUGUAAACAGCAAUUUCUUUAAUAUCCGAGACAGUGGGUUCGUUUAGCAGGAGUAUUGUGGUACGUUUAAUAACAAAGAAAAGGUUUUUUUCUUAAGUUACCAAAAAAAUCUGUUUGAUGGUAUGGAUACUGUAAAUACUCAACAUUAGAUUUUGUUUAAGCCUCCAUAUUUGUGUUGCUCACUAUAUUAAAACAUGAAUGACUUGGGAUUAUACAGCACUGAAACAAGUAAGUGAGUAUGACAGAGAUUCCUGAUUCCUGAUUAUGGCCCCAACUUCAGGAAAGUGCUUAUGCGAGUGUUUAAUUUCCAUUAAUUUCAAUGAGACAUUAACACAUGUUUUGUGCUUUCCAUAAUGGGAAUGCUUUGCUGAACUGUUGAAGUUUUAAAUAUAUACAAGUCCAUUUGUAAGUCGUACAUGGGUUAGGAGUCCAAAGUUUUAAAUUGUGCUAAAUUUAAGGCUGUUUUAAAAUCCCAUAAAUUAGAUCAGCAGAAACCUAGAUAAUUAUUAAGAGACAACAAAAUAAGUUUUAAAAAAUUGAGCCUGAUCUUUUUUUUUCACUACCUCAUACCUUAGGCCUGGUCUAUGCUAGAAGAGGUAUACUGAUAAAACUGUCACUUAGGAGAGUUUGUGAUGUGUGUGUGUGUGUGUUUGUGUGUUUGUUUUUUUUUUUGUUUUUUAACUGAUAUUGUGAAGCUGGUACAGGUUUUAGUGUGGAUGCACUAUUGGUAUAUCUUGCAUCACUUUCCAGGCUAGAAUAAGUGGCAUAAACAUAAUGAUACAAUAUAGUCAAAGUGGCAAAGCUUUCUAGUGUAGACAAGCCCUGUUGUAGUUCCCUUUAGCUGUAUGAAGCGAUCACAAAUCACAAUCUAAUCAAAUUGGUGGUAUUUUAUAAUCACUUUGCACAGGUGCAAGGUGGCUAUGCAAGGUGAAAAGGAGCAAAGGAGUCGGGCCAACUGCUAAUGGAGAAAGAGAUUGUAAAACUGCAAGGGCCAUCUGUAUAGUAGGAGUUUUGUUUUAUGAAAUGUUUACCUUUUAAUUUAAUUUGCAACUUUGCCCAGGGAAGGAAGAAAGAGCCUUUCAAAAAAGUAAGCUUUAAUUUUGUGUAGUCAAACAGGAAAAAGACCCCUACGCAAGUUGUUUGAUUUAAAAUGUUUCCUAUCAUGUCAGCACUUACAAACUUUUUCCUCUUGCUUUGUCUCUAGCUUCAGUUAGGAGAGAGGGCAUUAGUCUGGCCCACUCAAGUAUUUUGAGUACUAUUUCCAGAUAAUCACUGUAUACUGCACUAGCUCCCCCCGUGUGUGUAUGCCUAAAUAUUACAUCUUCUAAAGUACUUAGCAAACAAAUCUUUUAAUAAAGUUUUACAGGCUGAAAUUAGUCUAUGGUCCACUCUUUGGCUGAGAGUGGAGAGUUAGCCAGCAUUCUUCGGUUAUGCAUAGGGUGGACUCUUGGAACUGAUAUAGGCAAGAUUUUUUUUCCUUCUUUUUCAUUCUGCAACUUGAUUUAUUCAAUGUAUUCUCAUUGGAUAAAAUGUAAAUUCUCAUUAGUUUACAGUGCAACAUGAGGGUAAAACUGGGAUGCCCUUUGAAAUUCCUCUGCAUCAUAUGAUCUUGGGAAUCAUUGACUUUUUUCCGAGAAGAGAAAUAUUCACUCUGUUAUAGUAGUCUCAGUGACUGUCUGGCAACAUACACGUAUGUGACUUCUGGAUACCAGAGUGAUGGGCAGCAGUAUAAAACCCGAAGAUAAAAUGUGCACAUGUGUAUGUAUCUGAUUUAUCUUAUGCAGCACUGAUUUAGAGAGAUGUCCACCAAAAACUGCUCAGUGUAUUUUCUGGGACAGUUGUAUGGAAUUUAUCAUCCUGAUUAUGCUUAUAGAUGCAUGGUUUUAUAAUAGGGAUGGCCAUAAACAAAAUUUUAAAAGUGAAAAUUUCAAUGGUAUUUAAUAGGUCAUCUAUUUGUAUUACCAAGCUGUAUAUAUUUAAAUUUUAUUCUUACAGCGCUCAUCAAUUGAGACUGUGUGUGUUCAUUUGGGAGUAGUGGGGGGAGAGAAUUUAGAAACAGGAAGGAAAGUGAACAGUAAAGUGAUGUAAAAUACCCGGCAGGUUUCAGCUCAGGAAAAACAGGUGCAUCUAGUAGUAUAACUAGUAAUAGACCUUGGAUGGAUGGGCCUCAUCAAUCUCCACUACUCUGCACCUUGCAUAGUUAUUUAUGUUUGCACAGCAGGUGUAAAAUACAUCAUUAAUACAUGGCAUUGCUUUACAUCCACUUUGCAUAGGGGUCCAUGAUUACAGAAAGUGCAAAGUAGCGGGAGACUGGGUCUGAAGCAUAUGUGAAAACAAGUGUAGUUUGCCCAUGAAGGGAACAGAAGAAUCAUAAAUUAAGUGGGGGGAGGAAGAUGAAAGAGGCCCCUCUUCUUUUAACUUGAGUCUUCUAUAUACCCUGUUGGUAUAUAAGAUAAACUUAGUAUGUACAUCCAGUUAACAUCAGCUGAUUUAACUUGCAUUCAUGUUCAAAGUAAAUUAUACCACUUUGUUACCACUGGAUUUGGCCCCAAAGUCUCUGCAGCUAUUGACGCUAAAGGCUGAAGUCUGUUCCCUCACUAGAGUGCUUUAUAAGUAGCUACAUUUUUAAAUCAGUGGAGUUAUGUUGGUAUAAAGAUGAUGAUCAGGCUCUAGAUCCAAAUACUUCUCCCCAGUGCUGCCCGGUCUCCAACUUCUGCUGCCUUCUUCACCUUCUCAUAGCUAAAAUUAUUAUGCAAUACAACGUGUUUGCCCCUGAAUCAGUUUUACUAAUACCAGUGCAGUGCACUGUUCUCUUCCUUUUAGCCUUUUAAUUUUUGGUAUCCAAAAUAAAACUGUAAUUUUUCAUUUGAUGUGUCUCAGUGUUCUAAAGAAGCCAUUGUUAGUCCUAUCCAUUAUCUGUGAGUUUUUAUUUAAUGUUAUAAGCUUGGAAUAUUGUCAAAUAACCCAGAGAAAUAAAUUAGCUACUAUUUUA
Molecule: messenger RNA, 5325 nt
Organism: Alligator mississippiensis (American alligator)
Lineage: Eukaryota; Metazoa; Chordata; Crocodylia; Alligatoridae
Gene: ZBED1
Product: zinc finger BED-type containing 1
Exons: 3
Coding region: 293-2380 (695 amino acids)
Biological process (GO): regulation of transcription by RNA polymerase II
Cellular component (GO): nucleus
Molecular function (GO): protein dimerization activity; DNA binding
Source: RefSeq, a predicted model, not a curated record